AUGUCACAAAAUAUCCCCAAGGCGUUCUUUUCCGGUACUCGCUCUAGCUUUGCCUUGAUAGAUCCCUCCACAGAGCGAUAUCAUCGAGUACUUGACCGGCAUGGAGCAUUUAGAAGCGGACUUAAAAUGCACGUGGUGAUAUCCUACGUCUGGAGCGAAUGGAAGGAUGACCCUUCUGACAAGCUGCCUGACUGGACCCAACUUCGUGAACGGCUCCUGGCUGUUGUCGGACCUAGAACACCUCCGGCUCUCCGACGUCAGACAUGGAAUGCCUCAUGCUGCUGGUUGGAUAGCAAAUGCAUCAAUCAGGACUCGGAGGUCGACAAGAUGUACUGGAUUCCUAGGAUGGACGAGGUUUACCACGAGGCAGAGUGCACGGUUCUCCUGCUGCGAGGCUUCAAUCUCACGGUCCUCAUGGAAGUUGCGCAGGAGAUGAGAUGCGAAUUUGAGGGAAAGGUUCCGUUCGCUGAAAGAAUGUUGGCACCUCAUUCCUGCGUGCUUACCCAGAGCUGCACGAUUUUGCCAGCCUUGACUGAAGAACGUGAAAAUGACUGCCUCCGGGUAUUGAGAUCCUUUGCAUCUGGAAUUUGGAGAAGACGAGCUUGGAUUUUCCAAGAGAUUCUUCUGUCGAGGAAUUACCUUGUUAGCUGGUCGCAGUCCGGUUGGACCAGCCUUGCCAACAUUGGAGUGAUUGCCAGCAUCCUUUUCCGGCGCCAGCCAAAGGAGACAUGGCUGGACGAAUUUGCAAGCUGGUGUAGGCGACUGGAAUAUCUUCGUCAAUACUAUAGCAACCACCAAUUCUCUGACCUUUCGGAUGCCAACGUUUUGCAGAUGUCCAGUGAGCUAGAAGCUACGGUUCCCUGCGAUAAAUAUUACGCCCUCUGUGGUGUUUUAAGAUUAAAGCGUGUACAGUACAAUUCAACACACACUGCUGAUAGGGCAUUGCACGCCAUUAUAGACGCUUUGACACAAUGCGGCAGAUUGUCAUGGCUCUAUGCAAUUCCUCCAUCUGUUCAAGGUACCGGGAUAAGACUUAUGAGCAAUAAAAUGGCUCCCUUCGUCCUUACUAGACUAGAUGGAGGAAAAUUAAUGGCUAAGCCGCGAAGCAUUUCCAUCAGUAAGUGCAUUCGCGGCUUCGACGCGACCCAACUCGGCGUAGUUACCUAUGUUCAGCCACUGCAUCGUGUUCUUCGAGAGGUUAAAGACCUGCUCGAAAAGAAGAAGUUUAAUUUCGAUGAUAUACUUAAUCAUUCGUCCCCGAGUGAAGUAGAAAGUCUCAAAUACAUCCCUUGGCUGCUCCGCCGGACCGCUCUCGAAAUUGUCGCACCAUUACUCCUAGAACCCGCCUUUGGAAACAUAUGUACUGUGCUUUCAAUACCUGCCACACUCAAGACAUCGAUAAAGAUGUGGAUCUUUAUCAUUCUUCUUUCCUUCCGCGAUCUGGAGGAGUAUUUCCGGGAGAACCUAACAGCUGAACACGAACCCACUACUGUCUCUGUUGUUACUUCUUCCGCAUUCUCGAUACGAACCCAUCUCGAGAGAAUGCAGGAGAGUUUCGCUCUCGUGAUAUGGGAGGAGGUUGAUGAGGAAGAGUGUAGAACAUCGCCACUACGGCGCAUCGCUGGACUUGGCUUUCCUGAGGUACAGAGAGGAAGCAAGAUAUACUCGCUAGAGGCAGACAAGAACCUGUUACUUGCAGCAAAUCCAAAUCGUGAUAACCAAGAGGCGGGCUGCGCGGCAUUCCAGGGUAUGAUCUUCCAGCUUGAACUGGGGGAGGUAAUCGGUCCUGUUCCGUCUAGUCUAUUUGGAGGAUCUUGGAGGCCGUCAAGAAGUGGGAGGAGGACCCAUCUUACCUUCGAGCUACGUGAUUUAGAGGAGGAUAGCUAA
Molecule: messenger RNA, 1887 nt
Organism: Amorphotheca resinae ATCC 22711
Lineage: Eukaryota; Fungi; Ascomycota; Leotiomycetes; Helotiales; Amorphothecaceae
Exons: 1
Coding region: 1-1887 (628 amino acids)
Source: RefSeq, a predicted model, not a curated record